Molecule: messenger RNA, 1134 nt
Organism: Dentiscutata heterogama
Lineage: Eukaryota; Fungi; Glomeromycota; Glomeromycetes; Diversisporales; Gigasporaceae
Source: the annotation of a GenBank genome assembly
AUGUCAAAUAUCAAAGAAGAAUCUCAAAAAUUAAUUGAUGAGCCUACCUACGUAUGGCAGAUAAAGGACUUUCAAGACCUUUAUCAAAGUAUGAGCAAAGGAAAAUACAUCAUGAGUGAUAGAUUUAGUUCUCCGAAACCUGUUUACAUUGAACCAAGAACUGGUCUCAAAAAACCAAUGCAUACGUGGCGUUUAAAAUUUUAUCCUCAUGGAAAAAAUUCUGUUGAUGGAUGCUUAUCAAUUUAUCUUAAAGCAUUCCCAUCAGAAUAUGAAAAAUCCAUGUCUACAUCAUCGAGAUUGAUUAGAUACCGAAUAGACUUAUUUCGAAUUAACUCAAUGGAAUCAUUAGCGCUUGAACGAAUAACUAAACUCGGAAGUGCCGUUUCAAAAGAAACAAUAUUUAAUCUUUCAACAUGUGAUUCUCAUGGUAGAAGAAAUAUUUGUGGAAUUAAGGAUAUUUUUAAUGGAACAAAUACAGCUACUACUCCAACUGAAUUAGUAAUUACUGUACAUAUAUUUUACGAUGAUCAAAUGGUUCCUCAACCCUCACAACCAUUCUUAACUUCAUUCGAGAAUUAUUUUGGAAACGAACUUUAUAACGAUAUUGAAUUUGAAUUUGAUUGUGGUCGAAAAAUUCGUGCUGGUCGUAUAGUAUUAGCUUCUAGAUCUGAAUAUUUUGAAAAAUUAUUUGGGGGUGAAUGGCAAGAAUCAACUGCUUCUACAAUUCUAUUAAAAAAUACAAAGUUUGAAUCUUUUCAUGCGGUACUAUAUUAUCUUUAUACGGAUAGAUUAGAAGAAGGUUUAUCAUUAGAAAUUCUUAAAAAUCUUUAUUUGGAGGCUGAUAUGCGUAGAAUUGAAAAGUUACAACAAAUGGUAAUCAAGAGGUUUUCGGAAAUUUUGAAUAUUACGAAUAUGGAUGAGAUUUUAAUUUACAGUUUGGAGAUUGAAAAUGAAUAUUUAAAAAAGACGGUAUUACAAUUUCUUAAGAAGAAUUGGGAUGAUGUUAAACAUACGGAUCAGAUGAGAAGAAUGCUGAAAUUAGAUAACAUUGAUUGGGUUACCUACGUAGGUAGUGGCCUUGGUAAUACCAAGGAGAAUGAUUGUCGAGUAUGGGGCAACUUAUAUUCUAAAUAG